AUGCAGCUCUCUCUUGCCCUGUGUCUCGUCUGCCUGUUGGUGCAUGCAGCCUUCCGCGUGGUGGAGGGCCAGGGGUGGCAGGCCUUCAAGAAUGAUGCCACGGAAAUCAUCCCUGAGCUGGGCGAGUACCCCGAGCCUCUGCCAGAGCUGAACAACAAGACCAUGAACCGGGCGGAGAACGGAGGGAGACCUCCCCACCAUCCCUUUGAGACCAAAGACGCCUCGGAGUACAGCUGCCGGGAGCUGCACUUCACCCGCUACGUGACCGACGGGCCGUGCCGCAGCGCCAAGCCGGUCACCGAGCUGGUGUGCUCCGGCCAGUGCGGCCCGGCGCGCCUGCUGCCCAACGCCAUCGGCCGCGGCAAGUGGUGGCGCCCGAGCGGGCCCGACUUCCGCUGCAUCCCCGACCGCUACCGCGCGCAGCGGGUGCAGCUGUUGUGUCCAGGCGGCGCGGCGCCGCGCGCGCGCAAGGUGCGCCUGGUGGCCUCGUGCAAGUGCAAGCGCCUCACUCGCUUCCACAACCAGUCCGAGCUCAAGGACUUCGGGCCCGAGGCCGCGCGGCCGCAGACGGGCCGGAAGCUGCGGCCCCGCGCCCGGGGCACCAAAGCCAACCGGGCGGAGCUGGAGAACGCCUAUUAG
Molecule: messenger RNA, 639 nt
Organism: Rangifer tarandus platyrhynchus (Svalbard reindeer)
Lineage: Eukaryota; Metazoa; Chordata; Mammalia; Artiodactyla; Cervidae
Source: the annotation of a GenBank genome assembly